AUGGAGCAGGAUGAGGAUAAAACAACUGCGGAAACCAACAGUACAGGAACAGACCCUAAAAAGAGGCGAAUCACCGAAGCUGUCAAUGUGCCUUCAAGCUCGGCCACUACCAAUAAUUCACUUCCAGCGUGGGUUGCAGGAGGUUCUCCGGCUCAUUUUGUUUCCCCAGACGAGCUUUUGAACAUGUCGAUAGCUAUGGACAAUUUGGCAUUAGUGCAUGAAAUAGCAAUUGAUCCCAACUUCUCAGUCUCUGAAGUUCCCGCAAAUCCUAUCGAAGCUGCAGUGAAAGAAAAUAUGUACCGCGCGUAUUGGGACAUCUUAUCAGAGGAGCUGAAAAGAGAUCCUCCUAACUACACUCACGCUUUUAAUCUCUUGAUGGAAAUCAAGCAAACAAUAUUGACCGAUAUUCUUUCAUCGACACAUGUGAGGCUGAGAGCUGAAGUUGAAUCUGUGCUGGAUGAGAAUACUCUGCGUAACAAGAUGGAACAGAAUUGUAUGGAUGUGCACGAAAUAGGCAAAUUUAUCGUUGACCUGCUUGGGAGGCUUUGCGCUCCAGAGCGCGACACUUUGGUGGAGAAACUCAGACACGAGGAGGAAGUCGUGGAGCUGAUCAAAGGAAUCUUCAAUCUUAUGGAUAUCAUGAAAAACGAUCUGACAAACUAUACGAUCUCGCAAAAUCGCAACGCAGUGGAGGCAUACAGCGCUCAGUUUGAGUACAAAGAAUUUUUGAAGUAUCUCGACAAAUUUCCUGACGGCUCAAUGAUGACAAAAGAAUGGCUCAAGCUUGCUUAUAUUGAUGCUUUUCCGUCCACUUCUAUCGCUAAACCAAAAGGGGAAACAGAAGAAGAGGUGUCUGCGAGUGAUGAAGAAGUGGUUAUAACAACAAGCAAAGGUUACCUUAGGCUGGUUGAGUCCGAAUCACCUUCACCCUACCCAGAGACUCUUCGAAUUGAUAGAAUGCGGAUGUGUGCGUUAGCAGAAAAAUUCUUGCAAAUGAAUAUCGUCACAAGCGCUGUCUUCGUAACGUGCAAUUUUGCAGGAAAGCAAAUUUCUGAAAGCGAAGGAUUCAAGAAAUCCUUGAAGGAUCAACUCAUAGUCAUUACCAAUGACAUAGAGGAAAAGAAUCUCACAACAACGGUGGAGUCUGUCUGUGAGCAGUGUGUUGUUGUGGUUAAGAAGACGGCUUCAGAACUUUCUGCUGAAAUACCGGAAGAACAGAUCAAGAUGCUUCGAAACCAAGUUCAUGCCAUUGCGGAUGAGCACAAUGCUAUCAGAGUCCUCGUCUGUAAACGGAUUGAAGCAUUUGUAAAUGAGAUGCUCUGUUCUCCUUCCGAGGUUCCCCGACGUCUGCUACCGGGACUGUCCCUCAUCCAGAGUGAACUUUGUGCCUUUACAGCGAGACUGCUUCGGAUUUGCAUUCACAACAGGAAGACCUUUUUCGAACUCUAUCGAAAUAUGCUGAAAACAAUUAAACGCAGUCUGGAAGAUAGUACCCCAUCUUGAUUGCAUUUACUUACUUGGAGUAUGCAUAAUAAUUCAUUGGAAUAGUGGAUGUUGAUCACCGAGAUAUAAGAGCUUUGCGAAAUUGCCGCAUAUCCAAUAGCUACUUUGAGAAGGUCUCGCUCGCCAAGAGCUCAAUAAACUACUUACGCA
Molecule: messenger RNA, 1653 nt
Organism: Cylicocyclus nassatus
Lineage: Eukaryota; Metazoa; Nematoda; Chromadorea; Rhabditida; Strongylidae
Source: the annotation of a GenBank genome assembly